Rotaria sp. Silwood1 is the source of this 675-nucleotide messenger RNA. NCBI's taxonomy places the organism in Eukaryota, Metazoa, Rotifera, Eurotatoria, Philodinida, Philodinidae. The record is from the annotation of a GenBank genome assembly.
AUGGGUUAUCAAGGUUUUUCUGUCAGUUGUUCCAUUAAUAACGAAAUUUUCGUUCAUGGCGUAAUUCCUAUUGAAAAGAAAUUGUUAGACAGUGGCAGACCAUAUCUAUCACAAACAAUUAUUCGCCAUGUAAGUGAACAUAUCGGAGAAUCAAGGGUUACGACUCAUUAUAGAAGUUUGCCUCGUACAAACUGUGAUCAUGUCCCUAUUAAAGGUCCGGAUAGCGUGCCUGUCUUCAAUCCACAAACAGAUAAUGGUGGCUGUUUUAUAACGAAACAAUCAAAGAACAAUUGCUACGCAUACGGUACCGAUAUUGUCACAAACACUUAUCCUCAACCAGGUCGCUAUAGUGGAAAGAAUCCAUCAUCACUUACAUGCGAAUCUCUGAGAAAUGCUUCUAUUCGAGAUGGCUUGAUUUAUAAGGGUACAACAUUUCCAUUUGGUCAACCAAAAAGUGGUCACUAUGUUGCUCUAUACAUUUGGCCGCAAAGAGAUUAUCACUGGAUAAGAAAGGAUGCAAAUGGGUAUUGGUCACACAAACCGGGACCUGGACCCGUUACAAAUAGGGACAACAUGGGUUCAUUGAUCUCUAACCCAUUAAAAUCCAAUUUUGCUCCAUGGACAUUAUUCUGCGCAUAUUAUAUUGCACAGCCAUCAAAAGUUCAUAUCAAAUAA